AUGCCGGCUAGCAGUAUCAAUUUGUACCAUAUGCAAGAUGCCAAAAAUAAUUUUCAAGCCCUUCGGCCUGCUCCUGUCUGUAGUGAUUCUAACAUGUUUAUGGGCCAAUGCCAGAAUAUUCAUGUAUCAACAAAUUGUUAUUAUGGCUUUCACGAUCAAAAGAACAUAAGCAAUAUUUCCGAAGACGUCGAUUGCGAAAUGAUUGAGGUUUCACAUGGGGAAGAUACUAAAGCUACAUCGUCAGAACCUCAAAGUAAUGCGAGAAAAAGAAGCGCAGAAGAUUAUUCAUAUCCGAAAAAUAAACGUCUACGUGAAGAGGGUAUGGUGCCAACGCCUCCAAACUACAAUCCAUGCUUACUGCGUCCUACUCACAACAAUCCAGAUAUAUCUCGUUGUCUCAUGGUCCACAUGAUU
Brenthis ino (lesser marbled fritillary) is the source of this 414-nucleotide messenger RNA. The record is from the annotation of a GenBank genome assembly. NCBI's taxonomy places the organism in Eukaryota, Metazoa, Arthropoda, Insecta, Lepidoptera, Nymphalidae.